AUGGACUUGCCAGACCACACCUUACUCUCAUUAAUGUUACUUGCCUAUUGCUUCUACUCUUCCGGUAUGGUCAUACCUUACUUCCUUUCUUUCUUUCGUUCGUUCUUUCUUUCGUAUUUUCUUUCUUUCGCAUUUUCUUUCUUUCUUUCUUUCUUUCUUUCUUUCUUUCUUUCUUUCUUUCUUUCUCUCUUUCUUUUUUCUUUCGCUCUUUUUUCUUUUCUAAUACGUAUUUUUUUUUUUAAAUUCUUUCGUUUAUCUCUGCAUUUUACUACCGUCUUCAACAUUUCUAAACAUUUUUCAUUUACUUUCGAUUUCGUUUGCUGUUUCGUUAAUUCCUUAUACACUUAUUUUCUGGGGUUCUUUGUUUCUUUCUUCUUUCUUUCUUUCAUGUUUUCUUCACUUUCUCUUUCUUUCAUUCAAACAUCUCAAAUAUUUUAUUAUGAUUAUUUCUUAAUUAUCUUUCUUUUUUCUUUAUUUCUUUCCCCCUUUCUUUCUUUCUUUCUUUCUCUAUAUUUUUAUUUCUUUCAUUCUUUGCUUUUUAUUCAUAUAUUUCCUUCUUUUAUAAUUGCAUAUUGCAUUGCUCUAAUGCUUAUUGUUAAUUGUCUAUCUUUCUUCAUUCCUAUCAUACUUUCUUUCUUUCUUCCUAGCUUUUUCUUUCUUUCUUUCUUUCUUUUUAUCUUUUUCUUUCUUUCUUUCUUUCUUUCUUUCUUUCUUUCUUUCUUUCUUUCUUCUUGA
Molecule: messenger RNA, 735 nt
Organism: Acanthosepion pharaonis
Lineage: Eukaryota; Metazoa; Mollusca; Cephalopoda; Sepiida; Sepiidae
Source: the annotation of a GenBank genome assembly